Molecule: messenger RNA, 1883 nt
Organism: Dalotia coriaria
Lineage: Eukaryota; Metazoa; Arthropoda; Insecta; Coleoptera; Staphylinidae
Product: probable ATP-dependent RNA helicase DDX55 homolog
Exons: 4
Coding region: 64-1863 (599 amino acids)
Cellular component (GO): nucleolus
Molecular function (GO): nucleic acid binding; RNA helicase activity; ATP binding
Source: RefSeq, a predicted model, not a curated record
AGGGACCAAAACAAACAUAACCUUUAAACUAUCACAUGUUUUAAACUUUAUACUUUAGAAACAAUGUCCAACACAAGAAAAACAUGGGAAAGUUUAACGAUAUCACCGCAAUUACAAGACGCCAUUGCAAAACUAAACUUUCCCACAAUGACGCCUGUACAAACCGCAACAAUACCACUUUUAUUGAACAUGAAAGAUGUUGCUGCUGAAGCAGUAACUGGUUCAGGUAAAACUCUAGCGUUUUUAGUGCCUAUGUUAGAGAUGAUGUUAAGAAGACAAGAGACACAAGCAUGGAGAGUAGAUGAAGUCGGCGGCAUGAUUAUCUCACCCACAAGGGAAUUGGCAAUGCAAACUUAUGAUGUGCUGCAAGGAUUACUCACAGAUAUAAAAUUAAGCAGUGUAUUGAUUGUGGGUGGUAAUAGUGUGGAUGAGGAUGUUAGAAUGCUGAGGAAACACGCGAAUAUUAUUGUUGCCACACCCGGUAGGUUGGAGGAUCUUAUGACGAGGAAAGGGGACUUGAAUUUGCCUUUUAAAGUGAAAAGUUUGGAGUUCUUAGUAUUGGAUGAAGCCGAUCGUCUCCUCUCCCUAGGCUUCCAGACAAGCCUAGACACAAUUCUUAGUUAUCUCCCGCGUCAGCGACGAACUGGUCUUUUUUCCGCGACGCAAACAAAAGAAGUACAAGCAUUGAUACGUGCAGGACUCCGCAAUCCUGUCCUAGUAGCCGUAAAAGAAAAAGCUGCACAAAGCACACCUAUUCAACUAGAAAACUAUUACAUCCUAGCUGAAAACGACGGAAAACUACGCAGUAUGCUUCAGUUUAUACGCGAGCAUGAAGUUAAAAAGGGCAUGAUAUUCCUGCCGACGUGCGCAUGCGUUGAUUACUGGCAUGAUGUGUUGCCUAACUUAAUGAAGGUGUUGAAGAUAGAUGGGGAGAUAUUAGCUGUGCAUGGUAAGAUGAAGUUAAAGCGGAGUAAAGUGCUGCAGAAGUUUCGCGAGGCGGAGAGGGCCGUGUUGUUGUGUACGGAUGUCAUGGCAAGGGGGAUUGAUAUACCAGAAAUGGAUUGGGUGUUACAAUGGGAUCCACCGAGUAAUGCUGAAGCAUUCGUGCACAGAGUUGGCAGGACUGCUCGGCAGGGUGAAAAAGGAUCGGCUGUGAUAUUUCUGCUUGAACAUGAGGAAGCCUAUGUUACUUUUAUCGAGAAAAACCAACGGGUGAGGUUGGAAAAGUUGGAAAUGCAGAAGGAAAUUGAAGAAGACGGUGUUAAAGAUAAAAUCUUCACAACUCUACGCUCUCUCCAGAAAAAAGACCGUGCACUCAUGGACAAAGCAAUAAAAGCCUUCGUUUCGCACGUACGCGCCUACUCCAAACAAGAAUGCUCCCUCCUACUCCGCGUCAAAGAUCUCCCCCUGGUAGACAUGGCAAUAACCUACGGCCUCUUACAACUACCAAAGAUGCCAGAGUUCAAAAACAUCGACACCUCCACAUUCCCCACAGACCUAGACAUCAACACCAUUCAAUACAAAGACAAACAACGCGAGGCUGCACGAUUAGCCAAACUGGAAAUCUACGAGAAAACAGGCACGUGGCCCGGCGCGAAAAAACACCAGAAGGCUACCAUUGCCUGGAGCAAAACAAAAGAGGAUAAAGAAAGUCGCAAAGAGCGCAAGACUAAACGUAAACUGAAAAAAGCCAAACAACGUGAGGAGAAUCUAAAUAAUCAGAAUGGUAAAUUAAAUAAGAAACGUAAGGGUAUUUCCGAUGAGGAUUAUGCUGAAUUAGCGAAAGAUGUCGCUCUGUUGAAGAAAUUGAAGAGGAAAAAGAUCACUGAUGCGGAUUGUGAUCGAGAAAUGGGCAUUGAUUAAUAACUUGUUUAAUUUUCAAA